Molecule: messenger RNA, 5500 nt
Organism: Scylla paramamosain (green mud crab)
Lineage: Eukaryota; Metazoa; Arthropoda; Malacostraca; Decapoda; Portunidae
Gene: Gbs-70E
Product: protein phosphatase 1 regulatory subunit 3B-like
Exons: 7
Coding region: 159-611 (150 amino acids)
Biological process (GO): regulation of glycogen biosynthetic process
Cellular component (GO): protein phosphatase type 1 complex
Molecular function (GO): protein phosphatase 1 binding; glycogen binding
Source: RefSeq, a predicted model, not a curated record
UAGAAAUGUUUUGGCGGCUUCGACGAGGACGCGACAGUCAGUAUAGGAGCUCUGGGUUUGGUGAACGCGAAGAAGCAGGCUGUGAACCGCUCAGUGUGUGGGAUUGAUUAGCACAGCUCCUGUGUGUUGAAUGAGCAUUGCCUUUUCAUACAGGCCUGAUGACAACUUUGAUGAUGCCGAGCGACUACGGUGCGGAGAUGUACCUUGGCUCCUCUCCCGUCCUCACCUCCGGGUACCUCGCCUCCCAGCCCUUCAUACAUGACUACACCACCCGCCUGUCCUCCCUCCAGACAGCUCCCACCCCGCUUCAGGCCACCCCUCUCCAGGCCAGCCCCCUCCACUCCUUCUGGAGCACCGGCACCCAGUCAUGCGGCGCCAUGGUCAACGGGAACAGCUUCAGGAACACCUUGGAUAACAGUCAGCUCAGUUGUUCCUCGGCGUACGCGAACGAGAUCGGCGUGAGGAGAAGCUUCAGAUCAGCAAGUCGACGGUCACCUUCUAAAAAGAAGCUGGACACGCUGACGCUGCAGCCCAUUCAAGUCUUGCCUAGUGGCCCGACAGGACGAGGGGGAGCCCGAGCAACUGGGCGCCGGUGUCCCCCACCAGACUAAAAAAGAAGGUGGUGUUCGACCGAUACUCAAGGUCACCCCGCUCACGAGAGAUCCGCGUCCUUACAGAAAGACCGGACUGCCCCCCAAGAUGGACCGCCGACUUCCUUGAGCAGGUGACCGGGGGAGCCAAGGCGGAGGCAGUGGCUGACCAGUGGGAGUUGGCGUUCGCUCAGCCCGCCUCUGACUACAUCGGCAUGAAGGCGAGACUGGAGCGGGACAAUGUUUGCUUGGAGAACGUGAUGAUCAAGGAGGCUGAGGGGAACAUUGCGGGCACUGUCAAGGUCCGCAAUCUGUCAUACAACAAGACGGUCAAGGUAAGGUUCACCAUAGACAACUGGGCUUCCCACGAGGACGUCGAGGCAACGUACGUUCCCUCACGAUGCACAGCCACGGGCGCCUCCUACGACCUGUACGACACCUUCUCCUUCAUCUUUCCCUUGCCCGUCUCCACGCAAGCAGACAAGAUCGAGUUCUGCGUGUGCUUCUCCAGCGACAACGUGGAGUAUUGGGACAACAACAACAGCAAGAAUUACGUGGUCGUAUCCUUCAGACCCAAGACGAGUCUCAAGGAGGGGAAGCCCAAGGACGUGAACGACGUGCACAUAGACGCCUGGAGUGAGUUCGCGUCCUGGAACCAUCUGAACAUUAACGACUCCCCGUACUGGUGAGGACACCCGGCGGAGGAGCAACAAGGGAUCACGCACCGGAACGCAACAAGCCGAAACUGAACAAGACACAGAUAAAACGGAGUUAGAGAGAAGGGGAAAAUAAAAAGAGAGAUAUAUAAGAAGACAUAGUGGAAGUUACAAGUAGGGUACCUAGAAAGAAAGAGAGAGAAAGGUCAUUAGAAAAGGAAGUGUUGUACAGUCGCAGUCUUCAGUUCCAUAGCUGUGGUGUGGUGGUGCUACAACUACACGUUAGUAUUGUCAUGCUGGUAUCUUGUCUCCUGUAAGGAAGCGGUACUAUUCAAGAAGGAUGAGUGCUGCUUGUGGUCGCCUGCAUAUGAUACACGAUACACCCACACAUGCAGUGGAAGAAGAGAAUAACUUAAGAAUUAUACACAAAGAGCCCCACACUGAGAAAAUUAAAAGAAAAUGAUAAUAAAAUGAUAAAUAGAAGCCAUUAACUCAUUUUACAUAAUCACCUUUAAAAUGUGUUAUCAGCGAGAGAAGAAAAGAUCAUGUAUAUAUGUAAGAAGUCAAGGGAAGUGGUGAGUGUGUUGUGCGCCGGCGGUGAGGUCUUCGUCAGCGCCUACAGGUGGCUGCACGAGACUCCAGUAACCCCUGGGUCGAGGGGCAGUGGUGGAGGAGUUGCCUUGCGGGUCCUUCCGUCGGUCCCUCCUCCAGGCUGAGCCACGCGAGGGGGCCUCAGGGGGCGCGGGUCACCAAGGAAGACUCGGAACCCGCGUCGGACAUCGGCAGUGUGACAGCAGCGAUGUAUUAGAAUUUGUUAAGCUACUAGUCAUUCAUCGCAAGGCUCUGAGUCCCGGUCUGUGCCACAGCCGCCUCGGUCACAGCCACCACCACCACCAUCACCACCACCACCACCACCACCACCACCAGAGCACCACAACACCACAAACAGCACCAUAAUCAAACAACAACCACCAUGACAUCCUUUAAUCCUUCCCACCACCGCCGCUGGACUGCUUACGGCCCAAGGAAGAGAAAACAGAGAAGAGCAAAUAUAUCCUGCAUCAGUUUCCUGUAACGCGCCAACAUGACACCACGCGGCGCCGCCAGGAGGAUCUCAGGAGUCCACGCGUUCCCCGGCAGGAUAGGGGACGCGGAGGAAGGACGGGGCGAGGCUGAGAGAUGACCCAAGUAGCCCGUACAAGAAGAGGCUGAGCGAGACAUCCCGGCGUUUGGAAAUGGAGAAAACGAAGGUGAAUGAAUCGGGUUUGAGUGUAAGAGUUUGAGAAGAGUGAGUGUUUGCAUGGAGAAGCAAGUGUCAGUCAGUGGCCGCCAAGCAGGGACAGCGAUCACCAGUGGCUUAGUGGUCCGCUCCCACACGGAAAUUUGUCUGUGAUAAAGAAAAAUGUGAAUAAUUGCACACCGCUGCUUGUGUCGCUGUGAUGAUUUAAAAAAAAAAUGUUUAAAAAAAUGUAGAUGUAGAUGACGGGGCGGGCCUAGGCGGUCGGGACUGCGGGCGUAGGAUGGGCGUGUGGGCGGGCAGGUAUACAGCACAGGUGAGCAGGCACACAGGUGAAGGGAGGCGACAGGUAAUAAGGGAUAGGUGCAAGGUGUUUGCUCUUCGGAUGUGUAUUUAGUUGGAUAUGUAAACCUAAAGUGCAAUAUAUGUAUGAGCACCGCUUCUCACAGCUUCCAAGGCUGCCUCUCCCCCUCCCCAUGUCCUCCGCCUCAGGGUAACGCGGCACACGUGCCUGCCUCCCCUGCAGCGCGGCGGACACGGGUGUGGCUCUUACAUUCCCGCAGCGAAGUAAUGACGCAACCAGGCCCUGCCCCCCUGGCACCCGGGCGACUUCUUGGCUGCUUGGCGGGCAUGGCGACCCCUGCGCGAGUCUGAGGCGUGGUGGGGAGCGGCUCCCCUUGGGAAGCGUGAGACGCGAGUCGCGAAGGCAUGAGUCAGGUGGCACGAGUAGAGUAGUUCACCUGUUGACCAAUGAGAGGUGAUCAGUGUCUUGGUUAGCUUGGUAGAGGCUAAGUGUACAAAUGAUUAUCCUUUCCUAUACUACUAUGUCCCUCCCACCUUCGGGUAGCGCCAGUGUAUCACUCGGCAUUCAUGUGUGAGUAAGCUUAAGGCAGCGGCGGGUCUGCACCUUGGGCGGUGGCCCUGCAGCACUUCCUCCUCCGCCCUCCUGGAGGAAGUGAGGACCUCCAGACGCGGCGGAGGUUGUGCUGCGGCCUUCCAGGAGGCGCGGUGGCUUGUGACGGAAAGAGAAAUCCCUCCUUUUAUUUAAUCUAACCGCGUCUUGCGUCACGCGGGUCCCCGCAGGUUGGUCCCGCCGCUAUCAAGGUGGCAGCUGAGCACAGACUUCUUGGAGAGUCGCGCGGCCAGGGGAGGACCUGCGGCCGGAAAUGUGAGUGUGUGCGCGCGUGCGUGCGUGUGAUAGAGAGUAUUUUCCUUCCUAGCUCGAAUCGUCUCUGGUCGCCGUGUAUAAAACUAGAAGUAGGAGUGACGCAGAGGACGCCGAGACAAGACCCUGAUGCACGAGGGCGGCGUGACAUGUCAGCCUCGUGGCAUCCGCGUGUGUAUGAUAUUGCAUUUGUCUCCCUCCCACCACGAUAUUUAUAUACAAAGAAGAUAUAGCUUAGAUGUAUUUUAUGACGCCUUCCAAGGGACUGUGCUCUGAUAAACCCUUCUAUGCCUUGAGUGGAGGGAAGGUCGAGGGCGGCGGAGCGUUGCCACAUUCACUAGUAGUUAGGUGUGCCCAGGUGUGCCUUUCACCAAGAGCAGAGGCACCAGGCCCUCGCCUCAGCUAAGUUACCACGAGGAUAGUAAUUGUAGUAGUAAUAGCUGGAGGGAGCGAGGCCACCACCCCUAAAUAGUCGAUGGGGCGAGGCCAGUGUCGUGCUCGCCCUCUCAUUCUCCUGCUGACCUCUUGCAACGCUGCCGCCCUCGCCUCUUCAUUUAUGUAAUAAUGGCCUUGGGUCGUUCAGGUGAUUCAUAGUUAACGUAAUUUAAUUAUAUUUCUGCGGCGGUCAACUCCGGUAUAGAGUGGUCGUCCUCAUAAUGUUAUGAUAUAGAACGAGUACGUGUAAUGAUGGUAGAUCUAUUACUCCAUAAAACUAUAUAUAUACAUAUAUAUAUUACUAUUUUUGUGUCGACCUCAUAGUGAGCUUAGCCACACACUUAACACGUCCACCGCUGUUCGUUUAUCGCCCUACGGGUAAAGUUCGCGCCGUGGAGCCCGUCGCCAUCAACUACGAAACACUGAGGGAUGUGAUAGCAUGAGCGGGCGCGCCGCGUGUUCUCGCCGCCCCUGCCGUCGGCAGGAUACGGGGGACCGAGGUGUCUGUGUGGGUGCCCGAGGGAGUAGAGAUGUAAUCCCGCAAAGGAAAGCGAAACUAGCCUGUUAUAAGGGGUGAAACUAGCCUAUUGUAAGGGAUGCGGGAGGGAGGGCGGGCGGGGGGAGAUGGGUUGCGGGGACUCUUGUCUUAUCGCUCAAGGAACAGCAACAGAAGGUGAUACACUCACUUAUUAGUUUUUGUAAGUGUCACCCCAAUGUGGAGUUGCGAUGCACCAUUCAGCGAGUUGGGUUCCCUGUAAACAUGUCAGAUGUAUGUAUCAGUGUGCCAAACUAUUUGAAGAAAUGAUAUGCAUAUACAUACUAUAUAUAUCUUUUCUGUACGAGUGUGGAUGAGCGGGUGGUCGGUGGCGGUGAGGAAGGGGCGAGCUUCGCCUGCACACAGUCGUUGCUCAAGAUGUACCAAGAGUUCCUUUGGUGAGUGUGUUAUGUAUCGCGCUGCCCCUGUGAUGGCCUCGACUGGGGAGGCGAAGAAGCCACACGGGGCAUCAGGCUCCCCAGGCCUGGCUUCCUCCCCUCCGCAGCCGCCACCCAGUAUGCGGACCUUAUCGCUGCUAUGUAGUUCGUAAGAGGAAGAACAUCCGCCACCAUUACUGUUAUUAAUGUGUUUUAACAUUUGCUGACGUUGCCGUGCCUGCGGCGGCCCCCGGGCGGGCGGGAGGCCGAAGCACGCGGCCCUACGCCCUGGGGCGUGGCUGGCGCCCCUCUUAUAUUUCUUGGUUGUGUUGAUUUUCCCCAUGAUGGCAGAGAGGCGGCCUCGCGCUGCCUCUCUCAAGAAGAAAUGGUAUUCUUAAAUCUUGUAAUUGUCUUGAAUUCUUAGCCACACGUGAAAAAUUGUAAUUAUUUUAUAUUGCACGAUAUUUUACGAUUUUUGCAAACAUCAAAUAAAUACAUGAAUGUG